Molecule: messenger RNA, 2565 nt
Organism: Venturia canescens
Lineage: Eukaryota; Metazoa; Arthropoda; Insecta; Hymenoptera; Ichneumonidae
Product: ESF1 homolog
Exons: 7
Coding region: 298-2499 (733 amino acids)
Biological process (GO): rRNA processing
Cellular component (GO): nucleus
Molecular function (GO): RNA binding
Source: RefSeq, a predicted model, not a curated record
CAAAUUUAUCCAACGUUUUGAACCUUCGCGUUUCUGUACCACGUGCGCAGUUGGUGAAAGAAAAUAAAACAUCAAUAAUUCAGUUAAGCCUUCCGGUUAAUUAUUUAUAUCAAAACUAUUCCACACAAGGAUAAGUUGCAUAAAUAUCAAUAUCUUUUCAUGCAAGAUCCUAAAAAGUAUCUUAGAUGGGAAAAAAAAUUGAACAUAACCUAUAAAAUUUGUUAUUGAAACAGUGGAGGACUCGUAAAACUUCGGUAAAUAAGAGAAUAAACAAUUUAGUUUUCAAUCGUUAACAUCAUGGACGAAAUGUUGAAAGACAAGCGUUUCGCGCAUAUCGCCAAGGACCCUAAAUUCCGAAGGAUCCCAAAAAGCGAGCGCAAGGUAAAAAUAGACAAGAGAUUUCGUUCCAUGUUCGAGGAUAAAAAGUUUACAGUCAAAUAUACGAUAGAUAAAAGAGGAAGACCGAUAAAUCAGACGUCGACGGAAAACCUUAGAAAAUAUUACGAUCUCUCGAGCAGCGAGGACGAAAAAGAAGAGGAAAAAACGAAAGAAUUUGUAAAAUCAAAGAAGAAAGUUAAAGAUAGCAAAAAAAUUAUAAAUAAAUCUUCAAAUUCUAAAAAAGUUCCUGUAGAAGAGAAUAUUUCUAACGAGAACUCAGGAGCUUCAAAUUCUGAUGUCACAAAAGAUUCCGAUGUUGAUAACAAUGAGUUGGAGGAAAAUGAACAACAACUUUUUGUAAGAGAAAAAAAUGAGAGAAACAGAAUUGAUAAAAGUGUUAAACAAAAACUGAGAGAUUUGACCAUCGAUUAUGCGCGUGGUGAAGGAGUAUUACUCACAGACAGUUCGUCUGAAGAAGAAAGUUCACAAGAUGAGGAUGAGGAAGAAACAGAAAUUGAGCAUGACUGGGGUGAACUGGACAAAGAGGCAGAAACGACAGACGAGAUAACUCAUCGUUUAGCUGCCUGCAACAUGGACUGGGAUAGAAUGCGAGCUGUCGAUCUCAUGGUCCUCUUUAAUUCUUUCUUACCUCCAGGAGGUUUGAUCAAAUCAGUAACGAUUUAUCCUUCUGAUUUUGGACUGCAAAGAAUGAAAGAGGAAGAAGUAAAGGGACCCAUAGAACUGGUAGAUUCUGAUAAAAAAAGAAAAGACUCAGAAUCUGAAGAAGAGUCUGAGAACGAGGAAGGAUCCGAAUAUCACAUGGAAAAAAUGCGACAAUAUCAACUCAACAGAUUGAAAUAUUAUUACGCUGUACUGGAAUGUGAUUCUGUGGAAACGGCAAAUAAAAUUUACACCGAAUGUGAUGGCAUCGAGUACGAAUCAACGUCUACGAAACUCGAUCUUCGUUUUAUUCCUAAUGAUAUGGAAUUCGAACACGAGCCAAGAGAAGUAUGCGACAAAUUACCCGAUCUUUCAAAAUACAAACCCAGGCAAUUUACGACCACAGCUUUGCAACAAGUGAAAGUCGAAUUAACAUGGGAUGAAACUAAUCCGGAGAGACAAGAAAUCGCUGAAAAAAUAAAAACAGGAAAGCUCGACGAAAUAAAUGAGAAUGACAUCCAAGCAUAUUUAGCUAGUGGAACGAGCGACGAAGAAUCAGAGGAUCAAGACGUCAAUAAAGAAAUUGAUUCCGAGAACGACAAUGCAGCGACUAAAAAUCCAAUCGACAAAUACAAGCUUUUAUUAAAAUCGAUCGAGGAUCAGGAGGAGGCGAAGAAAAAGCAGGAAGUGGAGCUCGAAUUCACAUGGGGAUUGGGUGCGAAAGAAAAAACUGAGAAACUGGUGAAGGAAAGAAUGAACAUGGCUGAAACUUUGACACCGUUUGAACAAUAUUUGGAAAAGCGCCGAGAAAAGAAAAGAGCGAAACGAGAGGAACGAAAGAAAUUGCGGGAGCGGAGCGAAGACGAAGAGGAUUCGGAUAGCGACGAUUCCGUGCCUUCUGAUGUUGACAUGAACGACCCUUAUUUCGCGGAAGAAAUGAAAAAUAUGAAAUCAAAGAAGAAGAUGAAAAAGAAAAGUCGACUGAAUGAAAAUAAUUCGUCAGACGAAGAAGAAGAAAUUCGACGAAAAGCUGAACUCGAAUUACUCCUUUUGGAGAAAGGCGAUGAGCAAGGAAAACGACAUUUUAAUAUCAAGAAAAUUGAGGAAGAAGCGACCCUUUCUAAAUCCAAAAGAAAACGCCUUGACAAGAAAAACAAGAAGAAUGACAAAGAUGCUACGAUGGAAGACGACUUUCAAGUUAAUGUUGCUGAUCCAAGAUUCGCCGCUCUCUAUUCGUCCCAUCAUUAUAACAUUGAUCCUGCUGACCCUCAUUAUCGUAAAACCAAAGGAACAGAAGCUCUCAUUUCUGAAAAAUUGAAACGAAGAGCAGAUACGAAUAUCGUGGAGGAGUCACCGAAGACAAAGCAGACAAAAAAAGAUGGAAAAAUGAGUGCCGAUCUCGCUGCCCUUGUCAAAUCAGUCAAGAGAAACACGAAAAAUAUUGCUAUGCCAAUAAAAUGAUGUAAAUUGUAUUUGUGGAUAAAUCUUUUAUUGUUCAAUGUUCGCACUUUAUGUUCUCAAGCAAAA